AUGGUUGCCCUGCUCUCCCUGAUGUGGCUCUCGCCAGCUCUCGCCAGUCUCAAGGAUCUUGCCAACUGCGACCCCCUCCGGAAAGACAUGCGUUGUCCCCCCGAUGCCGCCUUUGCGGGCAAGGCCUCGUUCGACUUCACCACGUCAAGCUGGGACAAUGGCCUGUUGGCCUUUUGGAGCGUGGACAACGGCACGGCCGAGGACAGGAAGCGCCUCGACCUGGACACGAACGGCCGGGGCGCGGCCAUGGGCAUGUGGAAGGCCGGGGAUGCCCCCACGCUCGUCAGCACAAAGUACCUCUUGUUUGGCAAGGUGUCGGUGACGGUGCAGGCCGCCGAGGGGCCUGGCCUGGUGACCGCCAUGGUGCUGAAGAGCGACUCGGGCGACGAGAUUGACUGGGAGCUCCUCGGGGCGUACGCCAACCAAGCGCAGACAAACUACUUUUACGACGGGCAGGCCCUCUUCAACACGUACAACGACACGUACGCGCUCGACACGUCGUCGUUUGCCGCGCCGCAGACGUACGCGGUCGAGUGGACGGACCAGUUCCUCAGCUUCUCGGUCAACGGCGCCGUCCGCAAGACAUGGUACGUGGGGCAGAUCCCCGCGGACAAGUGGCCCCGGACGCCGAUGCAGGUCAAGCUGGGCGUGUGGGCCGUCGGCGGCGACGGCGGCAGCGACCCCGGCGAGGUCGCGUGGGCGGGCGGCCUGCCGGACUGGGCGGGCGGCCCGUACAAGGCGUACUUCGGGCGCGUCGACGUCGAGGACUACGCGGGCUUCUGCAACGCCACCGACGGCCAGGUCGAGUACCAGUACGACGAGCGGACCGCGGGGUGGCAGGACGUGCGUAUCGCGGGCUGUCGGAGCCGGCCGGGCGCGCGGCUGCCGACGCCGAGCCCGGUGUCGAGCGCCGCCACCGCCCCGGGCCCGGACCCGUCGACGGCCACGGCCACGGCCACGGCCACGGCGCCCGCCAGGGAGGAGGGGGAGGCCUCGCUCGCGCGCGUCCCGUCGCCGCUGGUGCUCGCGCUGGGCCUGGCGUGCGUGUGGGCUCUGUGA
Messenger RNA from Ustilaginoidea virens, 1059 nucleotides. RefSeq lists its product as uncharacterized. Gene Ontology annotation, biological process: fungal-type cell wall organization; carbohydrate metabolic process. The record is from RefSeq and is a predicted model, not a curated record. NCBI's taxonomy places the organism in Eukaryota, Fungi, Ascomycota, Sordariomycetes, Hypocreales, Clavicipitaceae. Bases 1 to 1059 code for a protein of 352 amino acids. Gene Ontology annotation, cellular component: fungal-type cell wall. Gene Ontology annotation, molecular function: hydrolase activity, hydrolyzing O-glycosyl compounds; glycosyltransferase activity. The transcript has 3 exons.